Molecule: messenger RNA, 750 nt
Organism: Epithele typhae
Lineage: Eukaryota; Fungi; Basidiomycota; Agaricomycetes; Polyporales; Epitheliaceae
Exons: 9
Coding region: 1-750 (249 amino acids)
Source: RefSeq, a predicted model, not a curated record
AUGCUCUCUCUAGUCCGCGCCGCCUCCCUUGCUCUCGUCUUCCUCUCCGCGCUCUCCGCGGUCCACGCGAAUCUUGCUCGUGCCGCUAUUGCGCGGUCCGAUGCGCUACGGGAUUUAUCCAACGGCGAGCGUAUGGCGCGCGGCCUCGGCCCCAAGCCUCCCAGACGACUCUACAGCACCGGAACCCACGUCGCGCGCGCCGCGCCGUCGGGCGUGGCGGGUACUUCACAAUCGGGGUCCAUCGGGGUGUACGCGGCUGGCGGGCAGUUCGUCGGGUACAUCGGAGCAUAUGGCAUCACGACCGUGCCCCCCGGCUCGGGCACCGCGAGUGCUGCGUGGACGUACUCGUACGCGAUGCCGGAUCCGGCCUCGUCCGUCGUCGAGCUCAACCGCCUAGGGACGCCCUUCCGCCUCUCCGCGGUCGCCAUCCGCUCAGGGCCGCAGGUGACUCUUGGUCCAGGCAACACGAUUUACCUCCAGCUGCAGAACAGCCGUGCGACCACCCCCGCCGGGUCGCCUCUCUCCACCUACGUGUACGACACCUACGCGAUCGGAUACGCGCAGACCACGGUGUUCUCCGUCGAUCCCAGCACCGGCCUGGUGACCGUCAAGUGGGUGAACCCCGACGGCAGCAUGCCAACCACGUACCUCGCCGUCUCUGGCAUGGGCCUCUACGUGACGGGAGAUCUGAGUGCGCUCGCCUCGCAGCUUGGCACGCCGGUGACUGAGGUGAACGUUUACUAUAUGUGA